This is a messenger RNA of Musca domestica (house fly), 1176 nucleotides long. RefSeq lists its product as uncharacterized. NCBI's taxonomy places the organism in Eukaryota, Metazoa, Arthropoda, Insecta, Diptera, Muscidae. The coding region runs from base 587 to 1129 and encodes 180 amino acids. The transcript is spliced from 3 exons. The record is from RefSeq and is a predicted model, not a curated record.
UGAAUUUUGGCUGGUAGCUGUGGCGUUUUAGAGUUUUGCUUCAGUUCGGCUUAACAUAUGUUUAGCUUAGUUGCAAAACAAACGAGCCAUAGAGUGGACGAGCUGACGGACAGACACAGAAGAAACCACGAUACGUGUUCCACCCCAAAAAUAAAAGAAAGAAAAAACAUAUCGAACAAUACUGGGAAAAUUUGGAAAAAUAAAUUUUCAAGUAUUGAAACGGUUUAAAUUUAAAGUUUCUUUGCGUCAAAACUCCGCUCACUUUAUCGCUUGGUGUUCGAAUCGAAAAAUAAACAAUUUUCCAAUUAUUGCAAGUGAAAAAUAAAAACAACAUCAAAACAAUUGCCAAAUUAUUGCCCAAACGUGUCUAAAUUACCAACAACAAAAAACAAACAUUUGGAAGCCUCUUUCAAGUCGUAUUGAGAAAGUCUUUGAACCAUAAAACCCAAGCCAAACAACGAUUGCGAAAGUGUAAUUGAGUAAUUGGCCAUAACCGAAAAAAACGCGACAAUAAAAACGUCAAAAAGCAACAACAACAACAACAAAUUUGUAAUUUACAGACGAGUUCACAACAAAUCUAUUGACCAUGGAUAUAGCUUGGCGUUUUCGUAUUGCGAUUUUCGUCGUGGUGGCCUUGAUGGUAUUCGGUGACUUUUUUGGCUAUGGCGGUAUGAUGCGUGUGGUCAAAUCGGAUCCAAAUCAACAGACAGCAGCAGCGGGGGCGGGCAAGUUCCAGCAGAAAAAUGCCGAAAUUGAAAUCAGUGAAGUUGGCGACUUGGCUGAAUUUUCUGCCGAAGGUCUUCAAAAUAAACGCAACUCCAUGAAGAGUCAGCUGACAGAUGCUAUUAAGGAUUCAUGCCUGCCAAAGAUGCUGUGCGAAAUGGCUGCAAAGCCGGAUUAUGCCUUGACGGAGAAGGAAAAGGAUCUCAUGAAUUUGAUAAGAUCAUCAUCCAUGUCCCUGGCCAUGAAUGGCUCGCCCAGUAAAUGGCAUUUUGCUGCCCACAUGGGAGAAUUGUUGCGCUACACCGGUGACAGCUUGAGUGGACCCAUGGGUUGUGCCAAUUUGUGGCCCAACUGUCCAAUUAGUUCCAAGAAAUUAAUGAAAUUGUCCUAUAAAGUUAAGCUCUAAAUAGCGCAAAAAUCUCAGUCAAGACAGAAUCAUGUGAUCAUAAUUUU